AUGCCCAACAUUAAGAAGUUCAAUGGGACUGGUAACCCUACCAGUCAUGUUCGCCACGUUAUCAACACCUUGAAGCCCAUGAUUGAGUUGACCACUCGAGAUUUGGAAAUGACUAAGCAAGAGCCGAACGAGGGAUCAAGUGAGGAUCUUUUCGUGGUCAUUUUUGUGGACGACAUCCUUAUCUACUCGCCUUCAGAGGAGGAGCACCAAAUUCACCUUUCUAUCAUUCUUGAACUCUUGAGAGAACACCGUUUGUAUGCCAAGCUUAGCAAGUGCGAAUUUUGGUUGUCCGAAGUCAAGUUUUUGGGUCACGUUGUGUCGAAAGAUGGGGUAUCCAUUGAUCCGGGGAAGAUAAAGUCCGUAAUGAAUUGGCAACGACCGAAGAGUGUAUUCGAGAUUCGUAAUUUCUUGGGCUUGGUCGGGUACUAUCGUCGUUUUGUGCUUGAUUUCUCUUGCUUAGCAGCUCCAAUGACUAGAUUGACUCGUAAUGGGACUCUUUUUGUUUGGGGUGACGCGUGUGAGAUGGCCUUUGAGGAAUUGAAGAGAAGGUUGACUACCGCAUCGGAUUUGAUUAUGCCCGAACGGGGAGUCAAUUACUCCGAGUAUUAUGAUGCUUCAAAAAAGGGGUUAGGGUGCGUUUUGAUGCAAUUGGGCAAGUGA
Molecule: messenger RNA, 660 nt
Organism: Rhododendron vialii
Lineage: Eukaryota; Viridiplantae; Streptophyta; Magnoliopsida; Ericales; Ericaceae
Exons: 3
Coding region: 1-660 (219 amino acids)
Source: RefSeq, a predicted model, not a curated record